Molecule: messenger RNA, 1578 nt
Organism: Ophidiomyces ophidiicola
Lineage: Eukaryota; Fungi; Ascomycota; Eurotiomycetes; Onygenales; Onygenaceae
Gene: GCD11
Product: eukaryotic translation initiation factor 2 subunit gamma
Exons: 3
Coding region: 1-1578 (525 amino acids)
Biological process (GO): formation of translation preinitiation complex; positive regulation of translational fidelity
Cellular component (GO): eukaryotic translation initiation factor 2 complex; cytosol
Molecular function (GO): tRNA binding; GTP binding; GTPase activity
Source: RefSeq, a predicted model, not a curated record
AUGGCGCCCCUGAGUGACUAUUCCGAUGACGAGUCCCAGCCGGGCUCCCCCGUGCUUGGUGCGGCAGAUCAAAACGGUGUUGACCAUGAAGAUUUCGACGACCAGGACUUGGAUGACGACCUCGACGAUCAUGACGCAAAGCCGAUUAAGUCCGCUUUGAAACAGUCAUCUUUAGCCCCCUCCGCCCCAGCAGAAACGAAGCCAGAGCUCCCAGAACAGCCAGACCCAGAAACACUAGACCUGACCACACUGACACCGUUGUCCCCCGAAAUUAUUGCCCGGCAGGCUACAAUCAACAUUGGCACAAUCGGACACGUCGCCCACGGCAAGUCAACUGUGGUAAAAGCCAUUUCCGGAGUGCAAACCGUUCGGUUCAAAAACGAGCAGGAAAGAAACAUUACCAUCAAGCUAGGCUACGCCAAUGCAAAAAUUUACAAGUGCGACAACCCCGAGUGCCCGCGUCCAGGAUGUUAUACAAGCUUCAAGAGUGAGAAAGAGGUAGACCCGCUAUGUAAGAGAGAUGGAUGCUCCGGUACAUAUCGCUUAGAGAGACAUGUUUCGUUUGUUGAUUGCCCCGGUCACGACAUUCUCAUGAGUACUAUGCUUUCUGGUGCCGCUGUCAUGGAUGCAGCGUUGCUUCUCAUCGCCGGAAACGAAACUUGCCCUCAGCCUCAGACAUCUGAGCAUCUGGCAGCCAUUGAGAUCAUGAAGCUUAACCAUAUAAUUAUUUUACAGAAUAAGGUGGACCUUAUGAGGGAAGAUGGUGCUCUUCAACACUACCAGUCGAUAUUGAAGUUCAUCAGAGGCACUGUCGCUGAUGGUUCACCCAUCAUCCCCAUUUCAGCUCAGCUCAAGUACAAUAUCGACGCUGUGAACGAAUACCUAUGCACGCACAUUCCGGUUCCUAUCCGUGAUUUUACCGCUUCCCCCCAUAUGAUAGUCAUCCGCUCUUUUGAUGUGAACAAGCCUGGAUGCGAGAUUGAAGACUUAAAAGGCGGCGUUGCAGGUGGUUCUAUCCUAACUGGUGUGUUGAAGCUCGGUGACGAAAUUGAAAUUCGCCCUGGCAUUGUCACAAGGGAUGAGCAGGGUAAACUCAAGUGUCGCCCCAUUUUCAGCCGUGUUAUCUCUCUUCUAGCAGAGCAGAAUGACCUCAGAUUUGCGGUUCCUGGCGGCCUGAUCGGUGUGGGAACAAAGGUUGACCCCACGCUCUGUCGUGCUGAUCGCCUCCUUGGGUUUGUCCUUGGGCAUCGUGGUAAGCUGCCUGCUAUCUAUAGUGAAUUGGAAGUCAACUACUUCCUUCUCCGACGGCUUCUUGGCGUCAAGACUGCGGACGGAAAACAAGCGAAGGUCGCCAAACUAUCUAAAAACGAGGUUCUCAUGGUGAAUAUCGGCUCAACAGCCACAGGUGCCAAAGUGAUGGGUGUUAAGGCGGACGCAGCGAAAUUGAGCUUGACUAGCCCUGCUUGCACAGAGAUUGGCGAAAAGAUUGCACUGAGUCGAAGAAUUGACAAGCACUGGCGUUUGAUCGGAUGGGCAAAUAUUGUUGCCGGCAAUACACUGGAGCCUAUAGUCGACUAA